Anisakis simplex (herring worm) is the source of this 366-nucleotide messenger RNA. NCBI's taxonomy places the organism in Eukaryota, Metazoa, Nematoda, Chromadorea, Rhabditida, Anisakidae. The record is from the annotation of a GenBank genome assembly.
ACAUGCUCAGGACUGUACGAAUCAAAAGACCAGUCGCAUUCGCGUGCCAUUAACAAUAUUCGCCAAAUCUAUACCAGUUGUAUGGAUCAGCAACGUCUAGCGCAACUCGGUGGCACCGAACUCGUCAAAGCCAUCGAGAACUACCGUAUCCAACGUGUCCCGCCACGAUUUAUACUAGCUACCGUAACGCUACCGUAUUCUACCGUAACCCAAAGGGUUUUUGCAGCAAAUGGGGCACUGGCCAAUAGUGCACGGCGAGAAAUGGCAAGCCAACGAAUUCGAUUUGACAAAUUUGCUGAUCUACACGAGCGUGACCAGGUCCAUGGAGAUCUUCCUGGAUAUCUACGUGUCCCAAGAUCAGCGUAA